Messenger RNA from Arabidopsis thaliana (thale cress), 1139 nucleotides. Its product is annotated as Polynucleotidyl transferase, ribonuclease H-like superfamily protein. The coding region runs from base 264 to 863 and encodes 199 amino acids. NCBI's taxonomy places the organism in Eukaryota, Viridiplantae, Streptophyta, Magnoliopsida, Brassicales, Brassicaceae. The transcript has 2 exons. The record is from RefSeq and is marked reviewed. Gene Ontology annotation, biological process: positive regulation of miRNA metabolic process. Gene Ontology annotation, molecular function: exoribonuclease II activity; nucleic acid binding; single-stranded DNA 3'-5' DNA exonuclease activity. Gene Ontology annotation, cellular component: cytoplasm.
UGUGGCCAUGGUUUUCAAAGUUCUUAGUUUUCCAUGAGCUCACAUCGCAGACCUUGAUUUAAAGAAAAUGCUUGAUAAUCACACAGUAGCUGUAGCGUGCUUAAAGCCUCGUGAAACCAAAAGGUCGACAUGCAUUUAAGUUUCGUCUCUUCGUUUUCCUCUAGAAAGGUUGAUGGUAACAAAUAUUAAUGCCUCGUUAAUCUAAAAGUUGGAGACAGCUAUCAUCAUCAUACUUUCGACUCUUUGUAGUCCUCUCUAAAGAGAUGUCUUCUUCCAUUGUUAAAAUCGGAAUAGAUAGCAUCAAAACAACGGUAACUGAAAAAGAGCGAGAUAUCAACCGUCUUGUGAAGACAUUCUUGUCCAACAAAAACAACAGGAAGAAGAUCAUUGGUCUUGAUACCGAACGGGUGCAAAAGGGAAGAAAGCUAAAUAAGACCGUCUUGUUGCAGCUCUGCGAUGGUGACAAUUGUCUAAUAGUACAACUUCCCGAUGAAGAUGAAGAUGAAGGUGAAGGUGAAGAUGAUAAUCUGCCACUCCCCCUCUUCAAUUUUCUCAAUCUACCCGAGUUCACAUUUGUGGGCAUUGGCAUAAACAAGACUAUGAUGAGGCUUGAGAGUGAGUUUGGUUUGACCUGCAAGAAUGUUGUUGAGAUUGGACCCGCCACAUGGAAUCUGACCAAUAUGACGACCGAUGUGAAAUUUAGGAUCAGUGCUAUUGUUUCGACUGAGAGACCAUCAAAUGCCGUACUUGAGGACUGGGAGAAAUUUGUUCUCAAUAAGAACCAGAUCAAGCUUGCAGCCUCCAAUGCAUACUUUGCUUUUGGCAUUGGGAACAUUUUGUUGGAUGUUCAGAUUUUAAGUUAAUGAAUCUAGAUUUCUGUUUGUCUUUCUUUGUUUUUCUUUCUUAUGUUCUUCAGUAUCUUGUUGUAGUUUGCAUUUCAACCGUUUUAAAGACCACAAAAUGUGGUAUUUGGUUCUUCAUUUUUUUGUUCUUGUUCUCUCUGUUAGACCACAAAGUGUAAUAUUGGGAAAGUUUUGAGGUUAAUUAGACUGCCACAAUAAGCGUUCAACUAGCUAGAGUCUGAAUGAUUGUAGCCACCCUAAACUCUGAGGUCAAGGUAAAGGUAUAAUAUUAUUACU